GGGGAAACUUGGAACGGAUUAAUCUUCCAUAGGUAUAUAUCAGACCAUUAACAUUUGACUGUCAUUUUUAUUAUUUACAGACAGCAUGGUGGUAAAAUAUCUUCAGGGACUGCCAAAGACGGUCUCAACUAAGGAGAUUCCAUCACUGUAUCAUGAGCCACAUAUCGAGGAAGGCUAUCGACAAAAUGACCUUCCAUGGAUAUACUACAUCUCAAGUCUGUUUCAAAUGCACAAUGAAACGGUCAAUGUUUGGACCCAUCUUAUUGGAUUCGUUGUCUGUGUAUACAGUUUACUGUCCUUCCAGCAAAGUUACGAUCUUAUAACGGACCCGUACAUGUGGCCAUUGGUUGCUGGGUACGCUGGUAUGAGCGCCAUGUUUUUAUUCAGCGCAUGCGCACACCUGCUUGCUAAUACAUCAAGCGUGGUGCAUUAUACUGGUUUUGGAGUAGACUAUGCUGGACUAAGCUUGUACGGUAUUGGAAGCGUACUACUUCACUUUAACUAUGCAAUUCACCACUCUGCCAAAGGAUCUUUUAUACAAGAAUACUCUGUACCGAUAGGUGUCAUUCUCGCUAUAUGCGUGUGUAUUUGUGGUUGCGUGUCUAAAUUCAGCUACAGUAGGCCGUAUCCUUUUCAACGGAAACUAUGGAUCAUAAUCCCAGUCGGCCUGGUGUUUGUUCUGGUGGAAAUUCCGAUAAUACAUCGACUUUAUUUGUAUUCCUCACACGAGAUUCAUGACGAGAGUCUCGUCCACCAUAUAGGUCACAUGACCCUUUUCAUUACUGCAGCCUUUUUCUUCGGUUCACACAUCCCUGAGCGUUGGUAUCCAGGGAGGUUUGAUUUGAUUGGACAUAGUCAUCAGAUAUUUCAUGUAUUCAUAGUUUUGGUAGCUGUUGAGCAGACUAAUGCUUUAAGAAUCGACAUUGCUAACUUAACCGAAAGUGGUAUCCACCAUUUGACGGGAUCGAAGUCGACUUUCUCCCACACUUUUGGGGUCAUAUUAUUCGUUCUGCUAGUCGAUAUAUGUAGUGUUUAUUACUUUCAUACUCUUGUAAAAGAACGAGAAAGGAAAUCUAAAUGAAAGUUUGCUUUUUGUCAAGUUUUAGAUUGAAUUCUCAACUAACUACUUUUUAAAAAUAAUAAUUGAAAGAAUUUUAUGGGUUGCUAUUAUGACGACCCAGAAUUGUGUCCGAGAAUAAUUGUUGGUAACAGUUACUUGUCAUAGUAUUUUCUUUAGAAUUAUAAAAGAUUUUUGAUGUGAUAGAUUUUUUUAUUGAUAGUAUUAUCUCUGACAGAGAAACUUUGACCUGUCUGUGAUAAUCAAUAAGUAAAGUGAUUAUGUUGGUGAUAUCUUUUUUCACAUUUUAAUGUGAUUUUUAUGCACAACGAAUAUUAUUGCAUAGUUUAUUAUUACAUUUACUUUGUCAUUUUUACA
This is a messenger RNA of Saccostrea echinata, 1435 nucleotides long. Its product is annotated as membrane progestin receptor alpha-B-like. Gene Ontology annotation, molecular function: signaling receptor activity. The coding region runs from base 86 to 1081 and encodes 331 amino acids. Gene Ontology annotation, cellular component: membrane. The record is from RefSeq and is a predicted model, not a curated record. Lineage: Eukaryota; Metazoa; Mollusca; Bivalvia; Ostreida; Ostreidae. The transcript has a single exon.